Molecule: messenger RNA, 1843 nt
Organism: Diospyros lotus (date-plum)
Lineage: Eukaryota; Viridiplantae; Streptophyta; Magnoliopsida; Ericales; Ebenaceae
Product: DNA-damage-repair/toleration protein DRT111, chloroplastic
Exons: 2
Coding region: 110-1237 (375 amino acids)
Biological process (GO): mRNA cis splicing, via spliceosome
Cellular component (GO): precatalytic spliceosome
Molecular function (GO): RNA binding
Source: RefSeq, a predicted model, not a curated record
CUCAAUCCCAUUCCUCUCCCUUAAGAGAUUAGUAGGUAACAAUCUUCUUCGCUUCCGAACACCAACUCCAGUCGCGCUAGGGUUUUCGCGCUGAAUCCAUAAUCGUACAAUGCUCGGGGGAUUGUACGGAGAUCUCCCUCCCCCUUCAUCUUCCGAAGAAGACAAGCCCGUCAAUUCAUCCAAUGUGUGGUCGAGCAGCGCCAAGAUGGCACCGCCGGCGCUUCGCAAGCCGGCUUUUGCCCCUCCGCAAACGAUUCUCAAGGCCCAGCCGAAGCCCAAGCCAGUGAAUUCAUCGCAGCCGAAGACGGUGAUCUCGUCGGCGGCGGCGCCCCCCGUGGUGGCGGAAGAUGGCGUUCGGAGCGCCGCGUUUCAGCCGGCACUCGUGGGCGUCACGUCUACGGUCAUCGAGGAAUACGAUCCAGCGAGGCCGAAUGACUACGAGGAGUAUAGGAGGGAGAGGAAGAGGAAGGCGAUGGAGGCGGAGAUGAAGAGAGAGCUGGAGAGGAGGAGGCAGGAGGAGGAAGAGAGGGAGAAAAGGGAGAGAGAGGCUGCUGCGGCGGAGAGGGAAAAGGAGAGGGAAUUGAAUAUUUCCGGCGAGGAAGCGUGGAGGCGGCGGGCGGCUAUGAGCGGGGCUAUGCCGAGAUCCCCUUCCCCGCCAUCAAAUGUUGACGGGUUUACUAUUGGGAAGUCGGAAUCGGGUGGAUUGGGCAUUGGUGCUGGUGGGCAGAUGAGUGCCGCGCAGAGAAUGAUGGCGAGGAUGGGGUGGAAAGAAGGGCAGGGCCUUGGAAAGCAGGAGCAGGGGAUUACCACUCCGUUGAUGGCCAGGAAGACUGAUAGGCGAGCUGGGGUUAUUGUCAAUGCCAGCGAGAAUAAGCAGGAGAAGAAGGUGAAGAGCGUGAACUUCAGCAGUCCACCCACGCGCGUUUUAAUGCUGAGAAACAUGGUGGGCCCUGGUGAGGUAGAUGACGAACUAGAAGAUGAGGUUGGAUCAGAGUGCGCCAAAUUUGGAACAGUAACUCGGGUCCUCAUAUUUGAGAUAACAGAGCCAAAUUUCCCAGCUGAAGAGGCGGUAAGAAUCUUUGUGCAGUUCGAGAGAUCAGAAGAGACAACUAAAGCCCUUAUUGACCUUGAAGGCCGUUAUUUUGGAGGUAGGAUUGUCAAAGCUACUUUCUACGAUGAGGAGAGGUUCAAUAAGAAUGAGUUGGCUCCGAUGCCUGGGGAAAUCCCUGGUUUCUGAAAGUAUAGUAAAAAUGUAAUUGUAAGUCCUUUUUUGCUUUUGUCUUUGAACCUUUGGGAAGUUUAAAAAUACCCGCUUGUCUGAACGCUUCCAGUUAUAAACUCGAGGAUAAAGAAGAACUAGCAGUGGAAGCAGGCAUUAUUCAGACAUGGCGAGGAAGCUUUGAGUUUUUGGAAUAUGGAUUGGUGGGUAGUUAUGCAAAUGAUGCUUUAUAAUAUUAUUAAGAAACAAAUAGUAAGUUGCACUAAGGAGGACACCGUUGCAAUUGUUCUUUCAACUUUUGACAUCCAGUGCCGAGAACUACGUUGGUUAGAGAUGGGAGUGCCACAUAAGUAGGAGGUAUAUAUAUUUAAGGGGAGAGUCAGUGAGAUGAAGCAGCAGUAUUGGUGAGUUUGACCUAGCUUUAAAUUUCUGAAUUGCGUGCAGAUUAUAUUCAGGAUAAUAUUAGUGAAAGGAUUAUAAGUUGUUUCUCUGCAAAUUGUGGUCCUGGCUUCUUUUUCAUCCUUUUCAGAACCCCCCCCCCCCUCAAGAAAAAAAAAAAAAAAUCUGUACUAAACGUUUGUGGGUUAAUGGAGUUCAUGUGGCUGAGGCUUGUGAUUCUUGUUA